GAGAGAGGUCACGUGACUGCGCGAUACAUCAUCAAGUACACCACAAGCGUAUCCAAUCCGGACCUGAAGAAGGCCCGCAAAUACCUCGUCUUGUGGCAGAGAGAAGAUGGCUGCGCCGCUCCUGGGAGCCGCCUGGAUUGUGCUUUCUGCCGUGGCACCCUUCGUAUUGGGAGAUGAAGACUGCAUCGGAUACCAUGAUCCUGCAGGCUUUUGGCGUCCUAAGUUUGAUUGUAGAUUUGGUACAUUUUGCUGCGGUAACUGUGAGCACAGAUAUUGCUGUAUCGACCCUAGUAAAUUCAUCACCGAGAGGAUGCAAAAGAGCUGUCUGUUUAUAAGCCCAAAGACAAUCGCUGGAAUUGGCUUUGCUGUCGUCCUCUUCUUUGUGGUGAUUGUGACACUCAUUUGCUGCUUCAUGUGUUCUUGCUGCUACUUGUACCAGCGGCGCCACCAGCGCGGAACACCUUAUGUUGUGCAAGAAACACAGAUGUCAGGAAUUUCUCAGCAGCCUUCAUAUCCUACGCAGCCUUCAUAUCCUACGCAGCCUUCAUAUCCUACGCAGCCUUCAUAUCCUACGCAGCCUCCAUAUCCUACGCAGCCUCCAUAUCCUGCGCAGCCUCCAUACCCUAUGCAGGCUCCUUAUCCAUCACAACCACCAUACCCAGUUGACCCCAAGUUUGCUCCACCUCCACCAGGAUAUGAACCUGUACCUGUGUAUGCACCAAGUGGUCAAACAGUCCAAUACCCUGCAUAUCCUCCAGGACCUCCUAUGUACAGUUCAAAUGUUGCUCCUCCAAACAUAACUUAUCCUGGAGUAUGAUAAAACUUAACAGGAAAAUGGUUGCCACUGGUUUGUUUUAGAGUUAAAUUCAUUGAUUUCAUAUUUCUUCAUAAGGAUAUCUUGUAUUUAUUUUUUGUUGUUUUCACACCUGUAUAACCACUUUACUACCCUGUAAUGUCAAUGUAUAUCCCUCCAUUGGGAGACAAUUUGUUUUAACUUGCGUCACACUGACUGUCAUGGGUUUAUAUGUUUUACUGUUGUUAAAUAUUUUACUUCUGUUUAUGUAAUCGUACACAACUGUGAUACCUGUUGGCGCAAACAUGUCUCCAGUAAAUAUUUGCUAAAUCAUUUUUUUAUUUAGGUGUAG
Molecule: messenger RNA, 1145 nt
Organism: Bufo gargarizans (Asiatic toad)
Lineage: Eukaryota; Metazoa; Chordata; Amphibia; Anura; Bufonidae
Gene: SHISA4
Product: shisa family member 4
Exons: 5
Coding region: 107-817 (236 amino acids)
Source: RefSeq, a predicted model, not a curated record